GUUGUUGUCUUACGUUGGCGCACCCGCCGAGGGUCUGUCAACGGAAGAAUCAAUCAAAACAAACAUUGUUAUUUUUAGUGUCGGUGCUUCGCGGGGAGGCGUUAUUCGCUAACCAGCGGACGGCGCGCUACGACGCCGGCAGUGCGCAGUUUCGCUACUUUUCUAAACGAGUUACUCGAGGCACGAGCCAUGUUUUCGCCCUCUGAUUUGAUGAAGCGCGUAGGCGUGGGCGGCGGGCUGGUGCCGUUCUUCAAGUGCGUCUGCGUGUACUUCCUGGCCGCCAGCGGAGCGCCCAGCCCCGGCGCCGCGGCCGCCAAGUGCGCGCCGGUGCUGUGCCUGCUCGCAGCCGUCCUGCUGCUACAGCCGAGGCCCCCGCAGGCAACCGACCCUGACCCUGACCAUGAUAAGGAGAGACGGCGUUACGCGCGGCGCAUCGCCCUCGGCCUGGCGCUGUCGGCCCUGGGCGACGCUCUCCUAGUGUGGGAGCAGCACUUCGCCGCCGGCAUGGCGGCCUUCGCCCUCGCGCACGUGGCGUACAUGUGCGCGAUGCGCGCGCGGGCAGCCAAGCGCCGCGCCGGGCUGCUGCUGUACGCCGGCGCGGCCGCGUACUGCGCCGCGGUGACGCCGCCGCCGGCGCUAGCCGUCGCCGUCCCUCUCUACGCGGUACUGUUGGUGAGCAUGGCGUGGAGAGCGCUGCGGACGCUGCCGCUGCCCGAGAACACAUGUCCGCGGUCAUACGCGGCGCCCGCCGGCGCGUUACUCUUUGUCCUCUCCGAUGCGUUGCUAGGUUACUCUCUAUUCCGCGGUCCGCUGCCGUACCGACGGCUGUUGGUGAUGUCGACGUACUACUUGGGGCAGCUGGGACUGGCUCUGAGCGCGCUGUUGCCGCCUCCGCUCCCGCUCUCCGCACAAUAAACUUAUCUUCCGUGUAUGUUGUGGAGCGUUGGCCCUAAUAUCAGUAGCUUGGUUAUUUUUAAAGCUUUUCUUUCUUUUUAAAUCUUGCGAUCGUACUUUGAGACAUUUUACCACAUAAUCUCUAAGGCCCGCAAUCGCCUACUGUCUGUCUCUAUCUGUAAGAGUAUUCUAUCUACUCCUAUCUGCCAAAGGGGAGAGAAUCUCUCUAUUUGACAGCAUUGGCUCGGUACCACAGAACUUGAACCAUAUUCAUCACAAAAUAAUGACGGAAUGAAUAUAGCAAAAACUAACCAAUCUACUGAGGCCUGGGUGAGGUGUUGGGUAGAUGUAAGCGUCCGCCGGACGGCGACCGGUCUGUGAUAUGUGCUCGGCUCUUAUUGGAUGUUUUAAUCCUCCUUACAGGUAUUUAAGUGUAUACUAUACUAACAACAUUUAACUGGCCAUCGUAGACCUUAUGCCGUCGUAAUAAGGUUUACAAAUUGUCAGUUAACAAUGUGGACGACGCUGGUAAAGUCCGUCCAAGCUAACUUUGCACCGACUUUGAACAAAGUGAGGGAUGUGCCAUUAUAAACGCGGCAUAUUUUCAUAGAAAUUUGACAUGAAUGAUGACAUUGACACAUUGUUAUUAUAAAUGGCAUGCAGAGUUAGCGUGGUCCGACUAUAUCUAUGUGGAUGUGGAUACCAUUCGCUGUUAAAAUUACAAUAUAUUUCGAAAUUUCAUACACAUUGAGUUUGAAAAAUUGUCUUAUACUUACUUUUUGCAAUGUGCGGGCACCGGUAAGCCUUUAUAUGCAUUUGAUUACAAUUAGAUGUUAGCCCACUAUUCGAAAGCACAGCAAGCGAAUGGAAAUUCCUUGAGAUAUUGCUAAGUUCUUGAAAUAUAUAAAAAAUGGAUAUUCACUCGUAGUGCCAGUUGAAAUCUCACUCAAGGCGGUGAAUUUUACCAUUUUUCAAGCAGCUCUGUUUAUUACAAAAGUAAUUUGUAUCGUUAACUAUGUUGUGAAAGUGAUAUGUUAGAACUGAGCGCAUAAUGAACGAGCUCUGUACCUAUUGUUCCCAAUUAUGUGUAUGUUGCUGGUGUGCACACCUGAUGGGGAAACUACACUUUUUUUAAUAAUUAUCGGAAUUUUAGGAAAAUUUCAUAAGAAAUAAGGUAAAUGUGGAGAACCAACAUAUUUUUUUUGUUAAGGGGGGGUUAAUAGGGCGAGAACUGUUGUCGCUCAGACACAGUCAGAACAGAACGGAAGAGCUUCGCUCCUGCUCUUGCCACAGAGCUUUUCGUAAGUGAAGUGCGUGUACAGUCGACGCCAAAGAUAUGUUUACAUUUUUCGCAAAAGUGUAAACAUGUUUUUAAGCAAAACGACGACAACGUCGGCUGUACAAUCGCAAGAGAUAGAAGCGAUAACGAUGAAAGAAAUCGUAGACGGUCUUACCUUAUUUCCAACGACUAAGUUUCCAAAAUUUCCGGGAACUUCAAGUUUUUGGAAAGUUUCCCCAUGUUGCACAUACCUAGACUAUUAUGUAGAGUAUAUAAUGUAGUGUGUUGGAGCGCGUGGCGCCACCGCGACCCUUCCACAGCGGCGGCGCGGCCAAAUGUAUGUAGUUACUGUCCUACUGUAGUUACUAGCUGUCCUACUGCAGUUACUAGCUGUCCUACCGUAGUUACUAGCUGUCCUACUGUAGUUACUAGCUGUCCUACUGUAGUUACUAGCUGUCCUACUGUAGUUACUAGCUGUCCUACUGUAGUUACUAGCUGUCCUACUGUAGUUACUAGCUGUCCUACUGUAGUUACUAGCUGUCCUACUGUAGUUACUAGCUGUCCUACUGUAGUUACUAGCUGUCCUACUGGAGUUACUAGCUGUCCUACUGUAGUUACUAGCUGUCCUACUGGAGUUACUAGCUGUCCUACUGGAGUUACUAGCUGUCCUACUGUAGUUACUAGCUGUCCUACUGUAGUUACUAGCUGUCCUACUGUAGUUACUAGCUGUCCUUCUGUGUAGCCCUCAGCUGCCUAGCCUAGACGUAAGCUAACUUUAUCUAUAUAGACUGUCUCGUAAUCGUAACAAUCUCACUCGUGGAUCUGCGAACCGAACUAAACAAACAUAUCUGGAAAUGUAUUUUUCUAUUCACGCUAGAGGAGUAGGUUUUUCAAAAUAAGCACGUUUUCAAGUAUCAAGCGUAGUAUUUUUCAAACUGGAAGGGUACGAUGAUAUAUGGUAAUUCAAUACAAUUUUGCGACAUUUGGCAUAUUUGGGAUAUACUUUGUAUGGAGAUGACAUCUAUCAUUCGUACCCUUCCAGUUUGAAAGAUAUUUGGAGCAGACUGUUUCAACCGUAAUGUCCGUAAUAAUAUCGAUGUUACCAGUACUCACGACCUACUUUAAAACAAUCGUAAUUUUGAUCAAUUUAACUCAAUUAAAAUAAAAGCAAAUAUAUUUUUAUUGCCGUGGCCGGGUGGUCUGGUCUAAAGUCUAAAGACGCGGGUUCGAUUCCCGCCUCGGCCACUACUGGACUUGGUCACUUUUUUUUAGUGUGUGUUAUCUAUUUCAGUUUAUAAAAUAAACAAACAAAAAAAGUUGACCUAAUUUAUAUGGUCCAAUGGUUCAUAUAAUGACAUUUAUUAGGUGUGGUUAUGGUUACUGUAUGUUAAUAUUUAUUUAAUAAGUGAAUUCCUUAUGUAGAGUAAGCGUAGAAUAGGGGAUGUGCAAUUUUUAGAACAUUGUUUAAGCAAAUCAUAUUUUAUUAUAAUGUUAUCUGUACGUGUUAUAUAUACAUAUAAAAUAAACGGAGAAGGUUAAA
Messenger RNA from Cydia strobilella, 3713 nucleotides. Its product is annotated as lysoplasmalogenase TMEM86A. Gene Ontology annotation, molecular function: hydrolase activity. The coding region runs from base 190 to 915 and encodes 241 amino acids. Gene Ontology annotation, cellular component: membrane. The record is from RefSeq and is a predicted model, not a curated record. Lineage: Eukaryota; Metazoa; Arthropoda; Insecta; Lepidoptera; Tortricidae. The transcript is spliced from 3 exons.